Messenger RNA from Octodon degus (degu), 945 nucleotides. RefSeq names its product olfactory receptor 5M8. The annotation marks the transcript as partial. The transcript has 2 exons. Gene Ontology annotation, biological process: G protein-coupled receptor signaling pathway; sensory perception of smell. Gene Ontology annotation, cellular component: membrane. Lineage: Eukaryota; Metazoa; Chordata; Mammalia; Rodentia; Octodontidae. The record is from RefSeq and is a predicted model, not a curated record. Gene Ontology annotation, molecular function: G protein-coupled receptor activity; olfactory receptor activity; odorant binding.
GUUAUGGGGACAAACUUUACAACAGUGACCGAGUUCAUCCUUCUGGGGCUGACCAAUCUCUGGGAACUAGAGAUCCUCGGCUUCCUGCUGUUCCUGGCUGUUUACACGGUCACCGUGGUGGGAAACACUGCCAUGAUUGUCCUCAUCGUGGCUGAUGCCCGGCUCCACACACCCAUGUACUUCUUCCUCAGCCACUUAUCCUUUGUGGAUCUCUGCUUCUCUUCCAAUGUGACUCCGAAGAUGUUAGAGGUUUUCCUGUCAGCAAAGAAAACCAUUUCCUACCCUGCCUGCCUGGUCCAGUGCUACUUUUUCAUCGCCUUGGUGCACGUGGAGAUGUACAUUCUGGCCGUGAUGGCUUUUGACAGGUACAUGGCCAUUGGGAACCCUCUGCUCUAUGGUAGCAGGAUGUCCAAGCGAGCGUGCGUGGUGCUCGUCCUGGUGCCUUACGUCUACGGAGCGCUCACGGGUCUCAUGGAGACCAUGUGGACCUACAGCCUGGCCUUCUGCGGCCCCAAUGAAAUCAAUCACUUCUACUGUGCUGACCCCCCACUCAUUAGGCUGGCUUGUUCUGACACCUCCAGGAAAGAAACGUCCAUGUUUGUUGUGGCUGGGUGCAACCUUUCCUUCUCUCUCUUCCUCAUUUUCCUUUCCUACUUUUACAUUUUCCGUGCAAUUCUUAGGAUCCACUCCAUAACAGGCAGACACAAGGCCUUCUCUACCUGUGCCUCCCACAUGACAGCUGUCACCAUAUUCUAUGUGACACUCUUUGUCAUGUAUCUAAGACCCCCAUCCAAGGAAUCCGUGGAACAAGGGAAAAUGGUGGCUGUGUUUUAUACGACAGUGAUUCCCAUGCUGAACCCCAUGAUCUACAGCCUUAGAAAUAAAGACGUGAAAGAAGCCUUGGCCAAUCAGCUUUCAAGGAAGGAAAUUUAUUUUAAUGAGAAA